[Torrubiella] hemipterigena is the source of this 5938-nucleotide messenger RNA. NCBI's taxonomy places the organism in Eukaryota, Fungi, Ascomycota, Sordariomycetes, Hypocreales, Clavicipitaceae. The record is from the annotation of a GenBank genome assembly.
CUCAAAAUCAAUGUACCUGCAUUUUAAAAAAUAUUUAAGAGUGUCUUGGUGUAGCAUACGCGAAUCGUGCUGGCUCAUACUGCCUUGCCGGGUAGCAGCAGGCAGUGACAAGCUACUAUGGGCAGUCACGACCGAAGUCGCACUUUCCCUCACAGCUGCCUGGCACCUGCACGCGUGAGCUCGCGCUCCACUAAAAAAUAUCUUGGUCGCAUCUCCAGCCCCGCCAGUGUCUUUGUUCCGAGUGCUUAUAACUUCUAUUUUUCGGGUCUUGUAAGAAAGCUUUUGCUUCUAGAGAAACUAAAGGACCUGCCAAACCGACACCACCUACUACAGCUGCUGGCGCUCUUGUAUGAGCCCAAGAAGCUCCGCAUCUUCGAACACGUUUGAUCACGACACAGGAGCGUUCACGAGCCGCUCGUGACCCAGUCGACAAGCUGGACGGUAAAAGUAAGACACAGUCGCCAAAGUCCGAGACGAAUAAGAAAACCCAGAGAGCCCCGUAUGAGUAUGGUCGCCUAAGCCUGCGAGCAAGAGCUGCAAGACUGACCCUGCUACAUAGUCCUUUCGCAAGAUAUCGAUCUGAAGCCAACUCAUUCCCGGACUAUGGGUAAGCCGCACAGCCACGGUCCCAAAACAACAAGAAUCUAGAUUGCUGAUUCGCCGCAAAGGGCGUCUAGAGGCACAAUGGGAUCGCAGUUCGUGAGGAAGAUAAAUAGAAUCGGGGCGCCGAUUCCGAUAAACACGCUUGACAGUCCUAAUCGAAAGACCCUCGGUGUCACUAGAAUGGCCGAUAGUCAACCACUCAAGCAACGACGACGAGAUGAUACUGAUAAGCCAACUGGCCACCGACAUAGUCCAUACUUCCCCACACAGCGACCACCCAAAAGCGCCACAACGCAAGAAUCAUUCGAUGAUUCAAUGUACGAUUCACAAGAUGAUAUGAUCAGUGUAUCAAGUGCUACCAAAACCAAAACGAUUCGCGAUGUUGGAGCAGCCCCUGCAUUCCGUGUGCCGUCAGUGCCGUCAGGGUCACAAAAACGAUCUCGUGGUCGUCGUUCUCGUGGGCAUAUGGACUUGACAAAUGAUUCGGAUGUAAGCGAAUCGACGCUGAGAGAUCGAAUAUCGACUCCGUCGCCAUCGCCGAGUCGAAUUGAAUCAGAUAUAACCACAUCUCGCAAAAAAACACAACAGCAACAGUCACCAUAUCGUAUGCCAAGCCCGGUUCUGGGUGAUGGACUCGAUAGUAUUGAAGAUUCCGAUGAUGAUGUUUCCCGGUUAAAAACAGCCAGUUUAACAAAGAAACCGACCCAAGAACACUCACAGCCAUUAAAGAAAGCAAACUAUGUAGUCAUGAAGCUUCGAAGAGCAUUAUCAGGUCGAUUUAUGUAUGAGAACGGUGAUGAGUCAGCCAGGAACUUAUCUAUUCGUUGUCAUUCAACUACGCCUGGUAUAGGCCGACCAUUUGCCAGUACUGGGGACGGAAAAGACUUCAAAUGGCUUCGCCUAACCUUUGAGAUGCUGACGAAUGUUCGAUAUGCGCCUGGAUGCUCUAUUAUCUUGGUCAACAGACCGAGAAGUGCCGAUGCACCGGCCACGUUGCUCCUCGAAUUUGAAAACCUGACGUCCGUUGACUAUAUAGUCGAACAGAUGGGUACAAAAGCAAAGAUUAUGGAUCAAACCCGUCUUAAGAAGACGAUGGAGGAAGCAUGGAGGACUACCGACAUUUACCGACAAAAAGCCACCAAAUCCACGCAACUUGACAAAGAGUUACCGCAACAUGGGGAAUCAGGGAAGAAGCAGAUUGUGACGGUUCAGAUCACUGUUACAAAGCCUCCAAAACCAGAUGCUACUGCCUCCUCUAAAAGCCAUAGCAGUAUACCUGUUUCGAUUAAAAAGACGUCUUCAAAGCUCAACAACCAGCCGGGAGCACCUGAACUUGGAAAAUCAAUUACUGAUUCACGUGUUACCGACUGGCCGGAAACACGCAAUAUACGGGAAACAAGAAGCUCUACCAAAUCCUCUCCAGCACCUCGCCGGGAAAAACCAUUAGAGACAUGGACGGAACUAAAUCCUGGUUGGAGGGAGCUUUGGUCCACCCCCCUGACUUAUCCAAUGGUUGGAAAGAACAGGGCAACUGUUGAUCUAGAGGAUAUCGCACGGUUAGACGAAGGCGAGUAUCUCAACGACAACCUCAUAACGUUUUAUUUUCGUUAUUUCCAGGAGCGAUUAAAGGAGUUCCAACCUGAACUAGCUCGAAAAGUUCACUUUUUCAAUUCCUUCUUCUAUGAUAAGCUACGCCAGAAACCCACAAAUGGUUCCUCUGCCUUCGAUGGUGUUCGAUCUUGGACUUCCAAAAUUGAUCUUUUCGAUUUCGAUUAUGUCUUUCUACCAGUCAACGAAUACAUGCAUUGGUACUUGGUUAUAAUUGCAAAUCCUGGCCACACACUUCCCGCCAACAACCUUGACGAUGGUGAUAUGAGCCGAGGCGACGAAUUGACUCCUCGGUCUCCGCUAGCAGAAGUUGAAAAAGACAUAUCAGGAAUUAAUAUCGAUGACCACAAUGUACAGCGGCAAACAAGACAGCGCCCUGGCCAGGAUCUGUCACCAGCGUCCAAACAUGGCCAGUUUAAAUCAGAACACGGAAUUGAUAAGAGAGCGAUCAAGGCGCCAAGGAUCAUUACGCUAGAUUCCCUGGGUAAUAAUCACCCCACGACAAUUAGGGUACUCAAGUCAUACCUUGUGGAUGAAGCUAAAGAUAAGAAGGGAAUUGUUGGUACAUCGGCGAUUGGCUUGACGGCCAAGUAUGGCCUGCCACAGCAAGAUAAUUAUUGUGAUUGUGGAAUCUUCUUGAUUGCCUAUAUGGAGCUUUUUCUCCAGGACCCAGAGUAUGCCUUCGAAAAGAUGAGCAACCGGGAGAGCGUUGAGUGGUCGAUUAAUCCGUCAAAACUACGAGCGGAUCUGCGUGAUCUCAUAUUCAAACUACACGAAGAACAGGAUGAUCAGGAACGGCAGGCAAAGCUAGCACGAAAGGCAGCUAGAGCAGCGGCAAUUUCGUCACCUGUACCUCAAACUCUGAAGGCUAUAGAGACCGAUGUACUUGAAAAGAGGCCUGCAUCGGCAGAAGCCUACCGCUUCGCGGCUCGACUUGAUGAUGAGCAGUUGGCUGAUGAAAAGUUCUACUCGGCGCGCAGCUCUCCCACCAAAGAGGACAACACUAUGGGGGCCCGUGCUUCUGAAGCAUCGCGCUCGCAAUACCCACUGAUAAAACAGCUUGCAAGCUCUCCUACACCUGGGCUUGUUGGAGAAAAGCGAAAGGCGAGAAUUGAAUCUGACGAGGAGCCUAGCAUGAAAUAUCACUCGACUGUUAAAAGACCAAAGUCUACCACUGAUUCGAGUGCGAAACGCCUCUCAUGGCCACUGAGACCUCACCACGAUCGAAAAGUGGAGAGUAUCGACACGAAAGCGAGCCGCAGGCAUGUAUAUUUGGCGGAAAAGCAAGUGCGCCGGCGACAAUGAAGCCGACAGCCCACCAACCUUUACGAAUAAUGAUUACAUUCUCUGAUUCUAUGAAUGGAUGGUAACAUAUCAACUCUGUUUCGUAUUUUGACAUGGGAUGCAGCUACCUGCCUUUUGAAUUCUUCAACUGUACGUCAGAUUGGUUUUGUAUUUCAUUGUUCAUUUAGCGGCAUUAUACGGCCAACGUGCCUUACGGUGCUUUGUUUAUUUUGAUACAUUAUAUGUAUAUCGGCAGGAGCAAGGUAGCUGAUACCCGUGAGGUUUAAUCUAUACAAAGAAAUUCUGUUUUAUUUCUUUCUGCCAAUUUAAACUUCGUCUGUCAAGCUACACCCAUAUUUGCUCUAUAUAAUCCUGUCACAACUGCCAUCGACUCUUGCUGUGAUGGUAUGCUCCCACUACAUCACAAGAUUUUGCCCGAGUCGGGGUUAGAUUAGAAUAGAAAUGGGAGAAUUUCGAGACCCGAUAGUAAUAGUCUCUAGUUGAAAGCGUUACGGAUAUUCAGUCUUUGAAACAAAAUUGUCUUUUGAACGCCAAUGCUAAUGGGUAUGGUCACGACAUGUGCGUCAUUGUGAUAUAUGUACAAAAUUAUGAUACCAGAUGCCCUACUCGUCAGCCUCGUCGUCCUCCUCCUUUGUAUGAACACCAUUUUGUGCGCGUUUAUCCAAGCGCGGAACUUCAAAAAUAACACCUCCAUUGCGAACGCCAUUGCCAACCUUCCAGCGGCCAAAACGGUGCUCUUUGGCCAUUGCGGCAAUAACGCAAAUACCAUCCUUUCCACGUUCGCCGCGUUCAAAUACAGCAAUGUCGUUAAUAACUCCAGAAAUUGGCUUGGUGCUGCUUUCUCUCUCGAAGUCUUCGUCAGCGUUACUAGUCUCGUCACCAGACAAGUGGCCACCGAGAACGCCAAGUGGUUCAAUCUUACGCUUGUCUUCCGAGAGUUGCCAGACUCGCACGUGGCCAUCCCAGCUGCCACUAAGGAUGAUGUCCGAGUAGGGUAUUGUUUUGAGCGCUGUGAUCCAGCGCGGGGUUGGGGCUGGUACAGCGGAAUCGGAGGGGUUUUGCUCGGCAGAUGCAGAAUGAGGGUCCAAGGGCUCGUCAAUACCAUGUGCGAGAUGUUCGAUAUACACGGGCUUCUUCUUCUGAGCGCUCCACAAGGAUAUCGAUCCGUUGUCGCUUCCUGUAACAAAGAGGUCCUCGUCGAUCAUGGCAAUGCGGUCCAUGCUUCCCUCGCGGAGCAACGAUCGUGGAUCGACACCAGGACGAUUUUUUUUAUCUCCAGCACCGCCACGGAAGACAAGCUGUGUUUCCUCGAUAACCUUCCAUAAACGGGCAGUGCGAUCACGAGCACCGACACUCACACAUCGCUCUUGCGCGAGGGCAUCAAUGUCGACAAUCUCAUCCUGGUGACCAAACAGAGUUUCCACGUAAGCCAUCUCGUCCAAGCUCCAGACUUUAACCGUUCGGUCCUUGGAGCACGAAUAGAGCUGAUUGGUGCCUCUUCGAAAGGCCAAACCGGUAACAGCAUCACGGUGGUGUGUUAGUACCUUGAUAGGCUUGAGCGUUUCCGCAUCGUAUGUAAUAAUCUUCUUAUCCUCGCCGCCAGUGACAACGUAUUUGCCAUCAGGCGAGGCUGCUACCGCUAGAAUACGGCCAGUAUGUCUUUUGUAGUAUUUCUCUUUCGACUUUGCUGAGUUGCCCUUGAUCCAUUGUUCGAGCUCGGGCUUCUUUUUAGGUGGCGCGGGGGCUUUCUUCGAUUUUCUGCGAGUCGUCUGGGGGAAUUGGUCUUUCGGAAGAUCCUGAGUUUUCCAUUUGUGUAGGAAAAUAUCUUUUGAGGUAGUGUAGAAGUAGGGGGCGCAUGCGGAUACAGAGGUGACUGCGUUGGUAUUGGUUCGGAAGAAUGUUUGCGAAGCUUUGGACAGGGCCAGCUCGGGAGCCAAUUGGCGAUAAACUCGACCUUUAGACUCGGCAACAUCUUCUUGAAGACGCUCGGCAAUCAUAUCUCUGUCGAUAUCGGCAGCAUCGAAUCCAGCUUCGUCCACGUGCUCCUUGACAUUCUCGAGAUAUCGUUCCGCAAGUCGAAGUCUUCGUUCUGCAGCGGUUUCUUCCUCUUCAUCUCCAGAGCUACUGCCCUCGGAGCGAUCAUCGGCAUCACCAGCGUCACCCAUGCUCAAGUCAUCGUCCGAAUCGCUACCAGAAAUCGAUUCGUCGUCAUCCUCGACAGGUUUCUUGGAUGUUCCGGGCUUGCCUGCUGCGCGGCCGUUAAGCUUGCCAGCAGCGACCCUUUUCUGAGGGGUUGUUGAUGGGGCUGCGGUAUCUCUCUUUCGCUUUUUCUGAGCGCCAGGGACGGCAAAGAAUGACGACAUGAUGGUGUGUUGAUGUCGUUUUUCUUAAUCGCCCGUUGCAGUCAAUUUUUUUCUUGUCC